Anopheles marshallii is the source of this 1362-nucleotide messenger RNA. RefSeq lists its product as uncharacterized. Gene Ontology annotation, cellular component: nucleus. Gene Ontology annotation, molecular function: DNA-binding transcription factor activity, RNA polymerase II-specific; RNA polymerase II transcription regulatory region sequence-specific DNA binding. Bases 1 to 1362 code for a protein of 453 amino acids. Lineage: Eukaryota; Metazoa; Arthropoda; Insecta; Diptera; Culicidae. The transcript is spliced from 4 exons. The record is from RefSeq and is a predicted model, not a curated record.
AUGAGCACCCCCAUCUUUAUCACUGUACCGACCAAGUACAUUCCAAUAAACGUGGCACCGGCGGUUAUGGCAAAGCCGUCGACCACACCAACUACAACGCGCCGCCUGGAUCAUCUCACAUGGGAGGAAAAAAUUCAACGAAAGAAGCUAAAAAAUCGUGUUGCUGCACAAACAUCUCGCGACCGAAAGAAGGCCAAAAUGGAAGAAAUGGAAAAUACGAUCCAGGAACAGUCGGAACAGAUUGUGCAACUGCAAAACCGAUGCAGUUCACUGGACACCGAGAAGGGUGCUAUCUACGACAAGUAUCUGGAUCUUGAGCGACGGUUCGAGGAUCUGCAAAAGCGCCUGCUAGCACAGGAGCAGAAGCUGGUGAAAGAAGAACCGCAGGAAGACGACGUUGUCGCUGGUGACAGUGUGGGUUGCGUUACUGCCGGGCGCCAAACGGGAUCAGCAGCAUCCCCAAGAUGCCCUCAGCAGCAGGGACUGUACAAGUGCGGUCCGGCGGAAGCGCAAACGACACUGUCACCGACAGCGAACGAUCCGCGGCUAGCGGCCCUCUUGAAGAUCAUUGCGAUCUGCCUACUCUACAAGACAUGUUCGAAAAUUUCGACGUGUCCCACCUCGAAGAGCUUGCCGAAAGCCUACUCGCAGGUAUCGGUGCAGACCUGGAAGACAUUGAUCACGCAAGCCGCCCGGCUGAUGCCGAAAGCGAGCGCACCAGCCAGCGCCUGCCUGGAUCAAUGGUGGGGCCCACAGCAGCAAUCGUGGAAUCCAGUCGACCGGAGACCCCUACGGGGAAUCGAGCAGGAGGAGCACGAAACGUGUCCCGAUCCUGCGAUCACCUUACAGAAUACGCAACCUGCAGCGAUUCUACAGAAUAGUGAUACACUCUACGGCACGUACGAUAACGAAACGAACUGCAUAACGAUCGUACUGGCAGACGAUGAGGCAGUUAGCGAAACGACAGUCACUUGCAUGGAUGCACAAGAUGUCGACGGGCCAAGCGAAGAAUUAAUCUUGCUUGAACAGACAGAGCAUUCGGAGGAAGAGACAAUGGAAACAACCGUCAGUCAGUCACCUCUCUCGUCGGAACCCUUCUCGCCACUUGCUCCCAUCACAAUAAGGUCACCAUCGCCACUGCGGGAUCUCCUUUCGCCGAUUGCGCUGCAACCGCUCAAAAGUCCUGGAGGAUUCUCUAGCGUUUCUGACGCCGGAUACGAAUCGCUCGGCUCGCCUACUCCGGUCUCAAAUGCCAGCGAAACGAUACCAUCCGAUCCCUGCACGAUGUCUCUUGAUUAUGCGUUAAGCGAUGAUUUUAACGAGUUUUGGAAUUUAGAUCCACUAUUUCCAAUUUUGGAGUAG